This is a messenger RNA of Spodoptera frugiperda (fall armyworm), 2813 nucleotides long. Its product is annotated as protein orai-2-like. Gene Ontology annotation, molecular function: store-operated calcium channel activity. Bases 390 to 1529 code for a protein of 379 amino acids. The transcript has 8 exons. Gene Ontology annotation, cellular component: membrane. Gene Ontology annotation, biological process: store-operated calcium entry. The record is from RefSeq and is a predicted model, not a curated record. NCBI's taxonomy places the organism in Eukaryota, Metazoa, Arthropoda, Insecta, Lepidoptera, Noctuidae.
CGCCUCCUGCGCGUUAUACAACACCGUAAAAUCGAGAAAAAAAAUAAAAACAAAAUACUGCCGAUAGCAUCGAUAAUGAAUUCGAUUCGCUCCGAACGACCGACAGCACACUAGUUUUGAAAAAGAACACUGUUUACAAAACGCUUUCCUCGAUUUGCACGCGAGUGAAUUGUAUAUCGAGUUAGUUUGAGAGUAUCGAGUGUUGUGUUAGGUAUCGACUAUCGAUGUUGCGAUCGUAACGACGGUGAACUUGUGCUACGCUUCUGGAAGGUCAAGGAACACAGGUGGUUGAUACACAUGCGACAUGCGAUCGAUAUUAUGAUAUUGUCGAACUAUUUGUCUGAUGCACCGAACGAUUUAGUCAACAUGUUCUUCAAGUUUCCAAGAUUAUGAUGUAUCCUGAAAACAAAAUGUUGGAGGUCCCAGACAACGUAUCGGAGGCUAGCUUCGUAACGAGCGUGGAGGAAGCGAGCCGCGUGGACCAAUGCACGCAGACGCCACCGUGCGGCAAGGCGCGCCCACGCACUCUGCAAAGGUACCACACAUGCGACCACAUCUUCGAGCGAUCACACAGAACAUACCGGCUCAAGCACGAAACCCGGCCCAAGAGCCUAGGUCUCACUGAAUCUUACCCCUUCAUAGCGAAGCCGCCGAGUUACGAUUACCCAAAGUUUAAGGUAAGCGUGACGGACAGCCCUACGAUAUCUGUGACGCCGCCGCAUAGCUUAGAAUACGUGUGCACUAAGGGCGGGACGAGUCCGAACGGCAGUGUCACCCCUAACGGCAUGGUGUCCAACAAGUCCGCCGCCACGGUGCUGCUGAGCCCCGGGUACUUGCAAGGCCACUGUCAAUGUAACCAGUCUAUUAAAAGUGUAAGUGAAGUGGCUCUCACGAUGCCGGUGUCUCCAGGCUGGAACGAGGAGCAGCCGGGCUCCGAAGGUCUUUCGUGGCGAAGGUUGCACAUGUCCCGUGCCAAAUUGAAAGCCACUGCUACCACCUCUGAACUGCUGUCAGGUUUUGCGAUGGUAGCCAUGGUGGAACUUCAGAUAAACGAACCAACGAACGUUCCAGAAUGGUUGUUCGUAAUGUUCGCAGUCUGCACGACUGUGCUUGUGGCUGUGCACAUAUUCGCUCUCAUGAUAUCUACGUACCUGCUGCCCAAUAUUGAUGCGGUCAGCAAGAUGGAGACGCCCAGAGCGCCGGCCAGCGCCCUCCGAGACUCGCCGCAUGAAAGAAUGAGGGGCUUCAUCGAGCUAGCCUGGGCUUUUAGUACUGUUUUAGGUCUCUUCCUGUUCCUGGUGGAGAUAGCGAUCCUUUGCUGGGUGAAGUUCUGGGACUACUCGUUCGCGGCCGCCACAGCAGCCACGGUCAUCGUUAUACCAGUAUUAAUCGUCUUCGUGGCGUUCGCAAUUCACUUCUAUCAUUCUUUGGUGGUGCAAAAAUGUGAGACGUCGGGCCAAGACAUCGAACAGCUAGAGAGUAUGAAGAGAGACCUCGACACAGCUACGGUCAAAGUUAACAUGUUUUGAAAACACGAAACAAUCGUUGUAAAACAGCGGGAAAUGUGACAUUUUAAUAAUUACAGAGACAAUUGUUGAUUGAGGACUAUGUGAGGUGAUAUUUUGGCCUACUUGGCGAAUCCAGAGGACUUAAUUUUAUCAUCCCGCGUUUUUAUAGGUCGGCCAUGUUUUGACGGGUUCCGACAAUGGCGGCCAUAUUUGCCAUAGACACCUAAAGUCUCAUUGUCUUUUGUAUAUAAUAAUUGUUUCCUGUGAUAUAUUUAUGUCCUUGUGAAUUUAUGAUUUUAUAUUAUGCUGACGCGCCGGACGGAGAUAUCGAUUAGAAACAACGACUCAUUAUAUUUAUAAUCGAAUUAAAAUCCGAUACAUAUUUUUAAGACUUGUUAAAUACGAAAUCGAAAUUAUUUAUGUAGGUCAAUAGGUGAAUCUGUUAUUUAUUUGAUUGAUAUUAACUGAAAUCGAUUUGUCAUAAGUUUACACAGUUUUCUGCAUGUGUGAUUAUUAUUAGCACUUUAAGCAAUGUGUAUUGUGACGUAAGGUACCACCCACAUAAAUUACCAAUCUUAUAAGUGCUAAUUGUUGAUCAACUGCUAUGUGCCACGAACAUAGUACGUGGUAUAUACCAUUUUAAACGUGCAAUCUUCCUUAAAAAGACAUAUUAUUAUCAUAGUACUGUAAAAUCUCAAAAACAAAGAUAUUAAUUUACAUACAAACACAAUACAAGUCUGUAUCGAGACAGACAUAGUAAUUAUAGUGUUUAAAUCUGUAAAUAUGACUAAUGAAUAGGAAAAGUUAAACUUAGUAUUUCUAAAGAAUCUAUUCGGGAGUAUUUAAAAUAUCAAAAGUACAAUGAUAUUGUUAUAAUUUUAACCUUAUCUUAAAGGUAUAAGGUUCUUAAAAUUAUGUACUUUUGUUUUAUUUUAUAGAUUUUAUUACUGUGGUGCUGAUUGUAACUGAUAUUCAGAUUUAUUUCUCAAAUAAGAUUUUAUGAUGAAUUUCACUAGAUAAUAUGAUGAUGGAAUAUAUUAAAAAGGUGUUUAUAGUUUCACCAAAGAGUCUUCCAGAAUUUUCUAUGUGAUGUACAAUUAGAAAGACUGCAAGGAGAGUAAACUAGAGGAGAUAAAAGAUUUGCUAUCGAAGUAUGAGAUCAUGCUGUUCAUGUAACGUAUGGGCAGGAUUAUUGUGUAAUAUUGAGCUGUUGAACCAGUAUUCAGGAGACGCGAUGUGAAUUUGUUAAUUUUAGUAUUUUUAAGAGAUGAAUAAAUAAAUAAAUAAAUGAAUUAAAUAACAUUA